AUGAAGACGCUCCUGGAGACGCUCGAUCAGGAUCCCUGGGGGCGCCCCUACCAGACGGCAUAUAACCAGCGUCUAAAUCAAUCAUGCGAAUGCGGCAUAGAAGGGAAGAAUCGUCGUAUAGUCGGUGGUUCGACGGUCCAGCCUCAUCAGUAUCCGUGGUUGGUAGCUUUGAUGUUGGGACCGAAGCUUCACUGCGGAGGAGCUAUCAUCACCGACAUACAUGUGCUGAGCGCUGGACAUUGUAUUACAUUUGGAGUACAUUACCGUGACCUUAACGUGUUUGUGGGUAUGCACGAUCGCUUGGACAACAACCGUGAUGAGUUACGUAUCAAAAAGGCUAUCAAACAUCCUAGUUUUACUUCGAAUGCAGUUAGAGACAUCAAUGACGUGGCGAUACUAACGCUUUACAAACGUCUAACGUUUUCAGAAAAAGUUCGUCCCAUAUGUUUGGCUACGGAAGAAAUGGAUUUCAAAAAUACACCUAUGACUGUGGCUGGGUGGGGAAAGACAAGACAAGGAGCUCUGGCAUCCUCCAGAUAUUUGCUUGAGGCUAAAGUACAUUACGUAGAGUAUGAAAAUUGUAGAAAAUCCUCAAUUUACAAAAACAAUCUCGUCAGUGAUACCAUGAUGUGUGCUUACACUAAAGGGAAAGACGCGUGUCAGGGAGAUAGCGGGGGACCUUUGUUUGUAACUGAUCAAAAGCGUAAAAACCAUAAAUGGUACCAAGUUGAAUGUGGUAAGGCUUCGGGUUCCAUAGUAGAAAUGAGGAUUGUCGGCGGCCGAAGAGCGGUUCCACACUCCUUUCCGUGGACAGUGGCGAUCCUGAAGCAAAAGUUGCUGCACUGCGGUGGCGCUCUCAUCACAAAUGAGCAUGUACUCAGCGCGGGCCAUUGCUUCAAAUGGGAUGAACCCAAAAUUAUGAGGGUUUUGUUAGGACUGGAUCAUUUGGACAAUAUGACCGGAGUAGAAAUUCGCACGAUAUCGAACGUGAAGAUUCACGAACACUUUACUUCGACAGCUCUACGAGAUGAGCACGAUAUCGCCAUAGUAACAUUGAAUAAACCAGUUUUUUUCGGAGAUAACAUUAUACCGAUAUGCUUGCCGAGCCCAGGUGCAGAUUUUGCGAAUAGAAUGGGUACAAUAGUGGGCUGGGGUCGGGUGGGUGUGGACAAGUCAUCCUCGAGAACCCUUUUAAAGGCCUCACUACGGAUACUUUCACAAGAACAAUGCAUGAAAUCGGAAUUGAAAGAACAUCUCAAACCAACGAUGAUGUGCGCUUUCAGUAAAGGAAUAGACGGUUGCCAGGGAGACAGUGGCGGUCCGCUAGUAGUGUUAGAGCCAACAGAACGAUACGUGCAAGCGGGAAUAGUUUCUUGGGGCAUAGGAUGUGCUGAUCCAAGAUAUCCAGGUGUGUAUACAAAAGUAAGCGAUUAUGUGGACUGGAUUAAAGAACACUCUGAAGGAGCAUGGACAUGUGAUUAA
Messenger RNA from Bombyx mandarina (wild silkworm), 1482 nucleotides. RefSeq names its product proclotting enzyme-like. NCBI's taxonomy places the organism in Eukaryota, Metazoa, Arthropoda, Insecta, Lepidoptera, Bombycidae. The record is from RefSeq and is a predicted model, not a curated record.